CCCAGGAUCACCCAGCAGACUUCAAGCCUGGGAGGGGGUGGAUUUAAACCAAGAUUUCCCUGGUCACAGUCCAACUACGACACCUCAGUGACACCUAUAGAAUAUGGCAAGACUUUCCUUUUGAAAAGUACUCUGAGCAUGUAUGGAGCGCGCUCCAAAGCAACCACAAGCAGUAGGGCUCGGGGUCAGAUCCUCCACCCCCCAUGCUCCUGGUGCUUUCCUUUCGGAAAGAAAAGAAGCAGCUAUAUUAUAGCUAUAGGCGCGGGAAGCAGCAGCAGCAGCAGCAGGCGGCGACGGUACUUUAGUAGACCUCGCCGCCCCUCCCAGCCUGCUCCACUACUACAGCCACCAUCCCGGGAAGGAGCGGCGCUGAAGGAGAACGAGGGCGCAGGCGAAGCCGACGAGCCCUUCUUCUCCCGCUUCCAGCGCCCCGCUUUGCCCGAGGAGACCGAGCGCUUUCCGCUGCCGUUUGUCUCCCGUCUCUUCCCGUUUGGCGCCGCGACAGCCCGCAUCUCUCAUAAUCCCCCCGGCGGAGACUCGACAAAGCACCGCCGAGCCAACCAGGCCUCUCUGACGCCCUCCUUGCUCUCCCUCAGAGGGCGCCUCCGCAGCGGCCCGGCGCCAAGAGGGGCAGAGGCAGAUAUACAGUUCAAAGAACCAGAGUUAAGAUGAAUAACCAAGUUCAGGGUGACAUGCUUCGUUGCUGGAAGUGUCGAAAAUACGUAGCUAAUUCUGAUUGCCUCAUAAAUGACCAAACUGCAAAUUUGGUCUUUGAAGAACCUCACGCUUCUACUGCCUCUCAGGAUAUGUGUAAUGUAUGGCACAUGAACAUAGAAGCACUUCCAGAUUGGGUGACUCAUAUAAUAGAAAACGCACAGUGGACAACUGGAAAGCUGAACUGCCCAUUCUGUGGGGCCCGUCUGGGGGGUUUUAAUUUCGUCAAUAAUACAAAAUGCUCCUGUGGCCAAUUUACAAACAUCCAUCUUUGCAAGAGGCGAACUGACUACCAAACAGUUAGUUCAGUUACAUCAGCAAUAUCGCCACUGAAGCACUUGUCUCUUUGUAAAGUUCAUUCCGACUUUAACAACGAAAUAUGGCAGAGUGUGACAGGUGGAUCUUUGGAAGACAGAAAUCAAAGACUUCCAUGUGUAGCCAAAAAUAACAAUGACAUUGGACGGUUAAUGGAGGCACUUUGCCUAGAGGUAAGAUCAACCAACUUUGAGAUGAACAGUAAAAAAAUACACUUCAAAGUGUCUAAUCCAAAAACAAGUAUUUCAGCUUCACUGGCUGUGAAUGACAAAUACACUGUAAAAGCUUUUCAUAGAAAAUCACAGAGUUUAGACAUGAACUUCAGAGAGAAGCUUGUUUUGCUGCCUACUUUAUAUGGAACUUCCACAACUAAGAGACCUGUUUUCUCCAGGCAACAUGAAGCACAGCCUUUUUACACAAAGGGUUGCUUACAAUUAAAGUCCAGCAGAACACAUAAUUUUUUUCAUUUCCCACUUAAAUCAGAUGCUGGUGAGCUUCCAAACAGUUUUUCAGUUACUUCUUAUGGUGCAUUUGCACAAGAAGAGACAGAGUUUAAUCAUGGUUUAAAAGCUUCCAAACAGUAUCUUGAGAGCACUACUGCUGACCAGCAGCUGUUCCUGUCUUCAUCAGAGAGCACUACAGAAGAAGAUACUGCGCAGAAACACAUCACACCUUUUGGUCUUCUUCAGCCUUUCACAACUAUUGAUCAAAAGUUGAGCAAGAGAAAAAGGAACCGAUUGAACAGUUUGAGGAGAAAGAAGAGGUGGCCAGAGAGGUGGCCUCAGAAGCAGGCUAUGAAUACAGAAGAGGAGCACGAACACUGGCAAGAUAAGGAAAGCUACCUCUGUGCAGUGUGCCUGGAUGUUUAUUUUAAUCCUUACAUGUGCUAUCCCUGCCACCACAUCUUCUGUGAACCUUGCCUACGCACACUCGCCAAAGAUAAUCCAACCAGCACUCUGUGUCCUUUGUGCCGCACGGCAAUUGCCCAAGUUUUUUUCCAAUCAGAACUGAACAGUUCAACAAAGACUCACUUUCCUAUUGAAUAUUCAAAAUUAAAGGAAAAUUUUCAAGAAUCCGGUUUAGCAAAAUGGCCCCUCCCUAGUUGCAGGAAGGCAUUCAGAGUUAUUGAAGGUUUUCAAAACACAGAUUCCUUUACCCGAAGGCAUUUCCCACAUGCUGCUCACAGGAUGGACUAUAUGGACUUUGAGGAUGAUAGCAGAGGAUUGCGAUUUGACAUGGACAUGGUGAUAAUCUACAUUUAUUCCAUCAAUUGGGUUAUAGGAUUCAUUGUGUUCUGCUUUCUCUGCUAUUUUUUCUUUCCCUUUUAAGGACUUCGAUUUCCCAUUGUUUCGUUCAGCCAUCAGGCAUGGGAACAGACAUACCCUGAUGUAAAGAGCAUGUAGAAGACUUGGAUUUACUGUUUUAAAAAUUGAAAUGGUUAAAAUAUCAAGAGUAACUCGGUGUCCAUUUUCCAAUCAUUAGGUUUUUCUGCUGCAUUUUGAACUUUGAAUUGUGAAGAAGUAUUUAUAUAUAGUGUGUACUUUUACUAGUUCCUUCUAAAAUGGACACACAGUUUUCUGAUCAAAUACUUUCUUUUUGGUUCUGUAUUGCCAACAUUUAAGCACAUUAGAGCAGAUUCAGAUGUGCAUAUUCACUGAAAAGUGGCUUCAGCUACAAGCAACAAUUGGCAUGUUUGAAACAGUCUUCAUAGUUCACAUCCUACAGAUAGACCCUCCAUAUCACCUAAGAUAUAAUGAUUUCUGUGGAGGAGUUCACACCUUAAGCAGUUAGGCUCCCUUGUGAUGUUUGGAGUUCUCCAUGUGAUAUAUUUGCUUAUUUGCAGUGUGUAUCAAAUGCACUGUAUAUCACAUGUUUUAAGACUCUAGAUUUUCUUCUCAGUAUUCAUCCUGAAUAUAUUAAGCUCACAUAGGAUAUGGUUCAAGAGCAGUUUUUGUGGUGACCAAUGUAGCCAAACCUGCAAAGACAAUCUAGCUCUCUUUUGCCUAUGUUUGUCAAAGUAUUGACGUGGAGGAAACUAACCUUUAGUCUCCUGAAGCAGAGUAGUCACAUUUAUAAUGGGACAAUGAGUGGAAACACAAAUCAAAGGCCACAUUAGUACUGCCUGUGUUUAAUGGAAGCCGUUUCCACAAUGCAAUUAAAAGACACCCCAAAAAGUCAUAUCGGAUUGCUACUGUAGGAAAAUGCUACACCUCAUGUUUACUCUAGAUAACACCAUAUGUGGCAACAACAUUACACCUCACUUCCCACUGCCAGUGGGAACAUUUUAGGGAAAGGAAUGUUCAGACUUGGUCAAUGUCAUCAAGUAACAAAUAAUCAAGUGAUGGUGCAAGAUAUCAGGUGACGAAUAUGAAGAUGUGAAUCAGCCCUUUGUUUCUUUCUUAGCACUUGACAUGCAAGGUGGAAUAAGGUUACUUGCCUGUUACUUUAAGCUCACAUCUUAUACAGAUUCACACAUGCAUACAGAAUCAACUGAGGCAUGAAUGAGCAAUCACUGCUCAAGUAUCAGUCAGAAAGGUCAUAUCACCACACAUUUCCUUAAACACUGUGUUUUUCAUUAGAGACUGCUCACACAUUCAGCUGGGAGUUGUCAAGUGUUGAAAAAUCAAAUAAUCUUUAUUUGUGCACAAACUGCCCUUAGAUGUAAGAAGACUGGAAGCAUUGCAAUGAUACAUAUGUCACACAUUCUUGUAACACACACACACACAACCUCAAUAUGUGGAAGAAUAGGUAACUGAAAAGAUUGUGGCACAGAUUGUUGUUUGGCGUUCUGAUGUUAGUCCUGUUAAUCUCCUCUGCUCUCAGUAUGACUGGAUCUGGAUCCAGCCCAUAAUUUAACAUAGUAUUUAUUAUUUCUAAAGUGCCUAAAACAAAACAAAACAGGGUGCUAUGAAACAGAGUUAACCACAAGAAAAUGACGCCCCUCCGAUUACAAUCUAAGUGUGAGACAGCAGGUGUAACCUUUGGUCUGUCUAAGAGAUUUCUACUAGAGGAAAGCAAUGUAUACUGAGAAAUAGAGACAACGAAAUGCAAGCACUUAGAAGUUUUUUUUUAAGCAAUUUUAAAUUUUAAAAGAUAAGCCAAUGCAAAGAGAAAAGAAGAGGACACUGUUAUAUUUACAGACAAGAAAGGUGAGAAAUAUUCAGAGCAAAAAAUAGAUAUUUAUCAUUUUUUAAAAACAUUUAUAUAAAUUUUUAUUAAAGUUUUUCAAUACAAAUGCAUAUUUAAUAAAACAACAUUGAUUAUUUAACAUCUUUUCAUUACUACUUUGGACUCCCUCACGCCUCCCGCACCCACUUGCAUCAUUGUGAAGUUGUUUCCAAGCAAAUUAUCAUUUUGUUCAUAGUCUUAGAUUCAAUCAUUAAAAUACAGUCUCUUCCUUUCUCUUAAAAGAGAUAUAUACUUUCCUUAUUUCCCUUAUAAUUGAACUUAAAUCUAGUUUAGUGGUAGACAAUUAUUUCUACUCUGACAUCCCUGUUAACAUUCAGCCAAAUUACAGUACUUUUGUAAAUAAAUCUUGAAUUUCUUCCAGUCUUCUUCAACCCUCUCUUCUCCCAGGUCUCGGAUUCUGCCAGUCAUCUCAGCUAG
Messenger RNA from Podarcis muralis (Common wall lizard), 4635 nucleotides. RefSeq names its product ring finger protein 180 (gene RNF180). Gene Ontology annotation, biological process: protein polyubiquitination; serotonin metabolic process; norepinephrine metabolic process. Gene Ontology annotation, molecular function: ubiquitin conjugating enzyme binding; ubiquitin protein ligase activity. Lineage: Eukaryota; Metazoa; Chordata; Lepidosauria; Squamata; Lacertidae. The record is from RefSeq and is a predicted model, not a curated record. Gene Ontology annotation, cellular component: endoplasmic reticulum membrane.